This is a messenger RNA of Molossus molossus (Pallas's mastiff bat), 2043 nucleotides long. RefSeq names its product dihydrouridine synthase 3 like (gene DUS3L). The transcript is spliced from 13 exons. Gene Ontology annotation, molecular function: tRNA dihydrouridine synthase activity; metal ion binding; RNA binding. NCBI's taxonomy places the organism in Eukaryota, Metazoa, Chordata, Mammalia, Chiroptera, Molossidae. The record is from RefSeq and is a predicted model, not a curated record. The coding region runs from base 42 to 1979 and encodes 645 amino acids. Gene Ontology annotation, biological process: tRNA processing.
GACCUUCUCGCUACACUGCAAAACGAGCGUGAAGGGGUCCGAUGGCGGAGAGUGCAGCGGAGGCCCUAGCAAAGAGUGGUGGCGGUGAAGAUUUAGGGGCCGGCGCGCUGGUACCGGGAGUGGCACCCAUUAAACCUCGAUACCUCACUACCAAGGAGAAGUUUCAUGAAUUCCUGGAAACCAGAGAGCAGGAGAAGCCCAGCCAGGACACUGGGGAAGGAAACCAUUAUGUCCAUGACCUGGCUGAGCCCGAGACCAAGAGGAUCCGACUGGAGGAUGGACAGCCUGGACAGCUGGGAGAGGGUCCCACGGAGGAGGCAGCUGAGCACCUUGAGCAGCCUCAAGCUCAGAAGAGGGCCCGGGGCCAGAACAAGGGCCGGCCUCAUAUAAAACCUACCCACUAUGACAAGAACAGGCUCUGCCCCUCCCUGGUGCAGGAAUCAGCUGCUAAAUGUCUUUUUGGUGACCAUUGUCGCUAUCUACACGACGUGAGCUGCUACCUGGAGACCAAGCCAGCUGACCUGGGCCCUCGCUGUGUUCUAUUCGAGACCUAUGGCAGGUGCCCUUAUGGUGUGACCUGCCGCUUUGCUGGGGCCCAUCUGGGGCCCAAGGGCCAGAACCUGGUACAGGAGGAGGUGGUCCAGGCCCCUCCUGUCCGCAACAGCUUGGACAAGGUUCUGCAGCAGCAGCUGAGAAAGCGCAAGAUCCACUUCGAGCGUGCUGAACAGGCCCUGCACCAGCUAGGCAAGGGCCACCUGCCAGGCCCCACCCCUUCUGCCACUGUCCCUAUGGUCCCAGGGGUUGAGAGUGCCCAGCAGGCCCCCCUGGGGCCCUGCACUGGUACCCCUCCCAGCAGCCCCAUGCAGACCUGCGGGCCCCUGACGGAUGAGGAUAUAGUCAGGCUGCGGUCUUGUGAGAAGAGGCGGCUUGACAUCACUGGCAAAUUGUACCUGGCCCCCCUCACCACGUGUGGGAACCUGCCCUUCCGGCGAAUCUGUAAGCGCUUCGGGGCUGACGUGACAUGUGGGGAGAUGGCCGUUUGCACCAACCUGCUUCAGGGCCAGACAUCUGAGUGGGCCCUGCUCAAACGCCACCAGUGUGAGGACAUCUUUGGUGUGCAGCUGGAAGGUGCCUUCCCUGACACUAUGACCAAGUGUGCUGAGCUGCUGAACCGCACCAUCGAGGUGGAUUUCGUGGACAUCAACGUUGGCUGCCCCAUUGACCUUGUGUACAAGAAGGGUGGGGGCUGCGCGCUCAUGAAUCGCUCGGCCAAGUUCCAGCAGAUCGUUUGUGGCAUGAACCAGGUGCUGGACGUGCCGCUGACGGUGAAGAUCCGCACGGGUGUCCAGGACCGCGUGAACCUGGCACACCGGCUGCUGCCCAAGCUGCGGGACUGGGGGGCAGCCCUGGUCACGCUCCAUGGCCGCUCUAGGGAGCAGCGCUACACCAAGCUGGCCGACUGGCAGUACAUCAAGCAGUGUGUGACGGCGGCCAGCCCCAUGCCCCUGUUUGGCAACGGGGACAUCUUAUCAUAUGAGGACGCAAACUGUGCCAUGCAGACUGGUGUCGCUGGAAUCAUGAUUGCUCGUGGUGCCCUGCUCAAGCCAUGGCUGUUUACGGAGAUCAAGGAGCAGCGACACUGGGACAUUUCAUCAUCUGAGCGCCUGGACAUCCUGCGAGACUUCACGAACUAUGGCCUGGAGCACUGGGGCUCGGACACGCAGGGUGUGGAGAAGACCCGCCGCUUCCUCCUUGAAUGGCUCUCCUUCCUGUGCAGGUAUGUGCCCGUGGGUCUGCUGGAGCGGCUCCCACAGAGGAUCAAUGAGCGGCCCCCCUACUACCUGGGCCGAGACUACCUGGAGACGCUCAUGGCCAGCCAGAAGGCAGCCGACUGGAUCCACAUUAGUGAGAUGCUGCUGGGACCCGUGCCACCCAAUUUCGUCUUCGUGCCAAAACACAAGGCCAAUGCGUACAAGUAGCUGCAGGAGUGGGGGGGGCGUCGGAGGGUCCCCACAGUGUGUGAGAAGACAAUAAACUUUAUUC